Messenger RNA from Camelus dromedarius (Arabian camel), 6396 nucleotides. Its product is annotated as olfactory receptor 5M5. NCBI's taxonomy places the organism in Eukaryota, Metazoa, Chordata, Mammalia, Artiodactyla, Camelidae. The transcript is spliced from 2 exons. Gene Ontology annotation, biological process: G protein-coupled receptor signaling pathway; sensory perception of smell. The record is from RefSeq and is a predicted model, not a curated record. Gene Ontology annotation, molecular function: G protein-coupled receptor activity; olfactory receptor activity; odorant binding. Gene Ontology annotation, cellular component: membrane. The coding region runs from base 168 to 1103 and encodes 311 amino acids.
UUAACUUUAUAAAUACUCACAGUUUGUCGGUGUGGAACACGGAGACCAAGCUUUCCAGUCAGACAUGAAGAAGCUUGUUUGUCCGAUUGGAAAUACUCUAACUGAACGCUUCCGAGGCAUUGGGAAUCCUGACUGAUCGACCGAUUGGUGCUUGGAGAAAGAACAAAAUGGCAAGAAGCAACCGUACCACGGUAACUGAAUUUGUCCUCAUGGGGUUCACAGAUCGCCCUGAGCUGCAGCUUCCCCUCUUUGUGGUGUUCCUGACAAUUUAUCUCAUCACCCUGGUGGGAAACCUUGGCAUGAUACUGCUCAUCAAGGUGGAUUUGCGGCUCCACACCCCCAUGUACUAUUUCCUCAGCCACCUAGCUUUCAUUGAUCUUUGUUACUCCUCUUCAAUUGGGCCCAAGAUGCUACAAAAUUUAUUGGUGAAGGAAAAAACCAUCUCCUUUUUGGGCUGCUUUGCCCAGCUCUACUUCUCCAGUGCUUUUGCCAUCACUGAAUGCUUCCUCUUGGCCACAAUGGCCUAUGACCGCUACAUGGCCAUCUGCAACCCCUUGAUUUACACAGCCAUUAUGACACAGCGGGUCUGCAAGGAGUUGGUGAUUGGGGUCUAUAGCUAUGGCUUCCUAAACUCUGUGAUACAGACCGUUCUGACUUUCCAGUUGUCCUUCUGUGACUCCAACAUCAUUGACCAUUUCUAUUGUGCUGACCCACCUCUCCUCGCCCUCUCCUGCUCCGACACCCACAACAAAGAAAAGCAGCUCUUGGUCUUCUCCGCAGUGAAUCUCACUAGCUCCCUCCUGACUGUCCUCAUCUCCUACAUUUGCAUCCUCUUUUCCAUCAUAAAAAUCCAGUCUUCCGAAGGCAAGUGCAAAGCGUUUUCCACUUGUGCCUCCCACCUCACAGUGGUCAUCAUCUUCUAUGGAACGCUCUUUUUCAUGUACCUGCAGCAACCUAAAGCAGAGAAUUCCUGGAAGUACAACCAAGUGGUCUCUGUGUUUUACAGUCUUGUAAUUCCCAUGCUCAACCCUCUGAUCUAUAGCCUGAGGAACACAGAAGUAAAGGACACCCUGAGGAAGAUGCUAGAGGGCAAGGAGUCAUAGUGGAGUCAUGUUUUUUAUUUCUGUUUUCACAGAUUUGAUAGUCCAACUUUGUGAGAGAUAAAUCUAUAUAAUGUGUUGCUGUUAAUGGAGAUAGGUAAAGAAAAAUCUCUUAAUUUUUUUUGUAGGCAGGAAUAUGAGCACGCUAUGGUCUUUCCAAGCCUCUAUUCUAACGCUUCUUCCCAAAUAAUUCUUAAGACACACAAAUCUGCCACAAACCAUUAGAUUUCCUCCCCUAAACUCUUUUCAAAUGUGAUUAUUACUUUGACUUUUAAAAAUAGCUAGGAAUAUAUAUCACCAAUCAAUUACAAGUACGUUUAAAAUUAAUCAAGGAGGGGGGAGGGUAUAGCUCAAGGGGGAGGGUAUAGCUCAGUGGUAGAGUGGAUACUUAGCAUGAAUGAGGUCCUGGGUUCAGUCCCCAGUACCUCUAUGAAAAAAAAAAAAAAAAUAUAUAUAUAUAUAUAUAUAUAUACCUAAUUACCUCCCCCCCAAAAGUUAAUCAAGAAACUAAGGGAUCCUUGUUGCACCCAAAUCUACUUCUCACAUAAUAUGAUGGGAAUCUUUGUUUUAUUGUUGCUUGUGAUCUAGUCAUUUAGAAAAAUAAAAAUAAUUAAAUAUUUGUAAUUCUUCUUACUUAGCUCAAAUAGGCUUUCUGGAGAGUUGAGUUGUAAGCUGUAUUCCUAAACACUUGGAGAUAGAGUGUUGGCUGUGGUUAAAAAAAAAGAUACUAUCAGGAUAAAGGAAAAGAGUCAGGAAGGGUAUGAAGCAAGCCUAAGAGGUAGGAGAGCUUGCAUAGGUAAUGAGCAAGAGAGGAGAAAGCAAAGCAGACAGGAAAGUGAUGAAGAAUAAUGGGAGGCAGAGGCUCAGAUCAUGACCUCCUGAAAAGUUACCAAGUCAUCUCUUCAUUCUGCACGCCAGCACCCAUCACAGUUUCUGGUACAGAACAAACAUAUCACAACCAAUUGCUGAAUUGAUUUGUUCUCUUCUAUAUGUAUUUCUAAUUCCAAUGGAAGGGUAGACAUGGUGCCCAGUAAUAAUGGCCCUGUGGUUGGGAUAUAACAGAAGAAGGAAGCUACUAAGGUCAUGACAAGAAAAUUUUUUUUCUUUUCUUUUUUUAAAAUUGAGGUAAAAUUGGUAUAUAAUAUUAUAUUAGUUUCAGGUGUACAACAUAACAAUUCAAUCUUUGUGUACACUACAAAGUGAUUACCACAGCAAGAGGAAGACUGUUUUUUAACAUCCUCCCCUAUGAGGCUAACAUCUUUAAUGCAGGAAGACAUAUGAAGGCAACAACACAGCCUGGCCAGUGAAAGAAAUACAUGUGGGAAGUCGGUGUAUUGGGAAGAUGGUAGUAGCUAGAGUUACCGAUGCUCCAUGUCAGGCAAGGGACCAUUACUAUAUUGAGACAAAGAAAAUGAUCAGGUACCAACACUUAGAUGAGAAAUUAUGUUUUCAAUAAAAGGCCAUACCCAUUUCUUCCAAUUUUUUCAAACUAUUUCCAUAUCAGUUUCAUUUAGAAAGAGAAAAUAAAAACAGUAAAUAGAUAUCACAUGUUUUAGUACAAUCCUCUCAGCAAAUGCAUUAUAAUCAUAUUUUUAAAGGACUGUUCGGUCUAAGACUUCAUUUCAUCAGUUCUUCAGUUCUUUUUAGAGAAAACUGAAGAAGAUAUGUCACAGGACCUCUCCAUAAUGCCUCCCCAGCAGCUGAAUUUGUCUGCUUUGUUCAGUGUGCUUCUUUGAUUUCCUAUAAAGCAAAGUAGAAAAUUGAGAAUAUUGUAUUCACAGAUUGUGAAGGAUGUAAGUCCAUAUUUUUCUAAAUUUCCCAAAGACCUAAAAAGCAAAGAAAGGGGGAAAGGAUCUGAAUUAGCUCAAUUUUGAGCUUAUAUUUUCUAUCUCCUUUCCCACUGGGGCUCCUUAGUCUUAUAAGUUUAUGUCUCUGAUUUGGGCUAUUUAAGAAAAUUCUUCAAUCAAUUAUUUACAUUUUAAAAAAUCUGUUGCACAAUGUACACACAUAUAGUAUUAAAAUGACAACAUUUAAGCCAUAAGAGAAACCAGCAUGAUUAUGCAUCUUUGUUCACUUAUAAAGUGAGGCUGUUUCAAUCAAUACUCAUAACAACUAUACUAAUUUUUUGGCCCAAAAUAAACACUGUCUUCUGAAUAAGUAAAUGUUACCAAAAUAAUGAAAAUUUUCCUUUAUCAGAUUUUAAAAGUCCAACAUUUCAUUCAAAGUGAAAAUAAAACUGCUCUCACAUAUAAAUAAAAUGUAAAUCCAUUUUCCUCAUAGUAAUCCUAAAAAUGAAUGUUAUUUGCCAGCCUUCACUACACAGACAAUUUUCAUUGACACAUGUAAUAUGUAGCUGAAAUUUAUGACAAAUAUAUGUAUAAAUUUAUAUUCAUUUGCACAUAAAAUGCUGACUGCUUCAAUGGGCUAAAAUUUAAAUUUCUUAUUUCUUCUCAUUUAAUAUUCUAUUGAUUUGCCAUGCUUAGAAAGAAGCCAAAAGAAUUUUUUUUAUUAUGUUGAUCAUGGGAAAGGAAACCAAGAGGGCAAUUACUAUAUUCAUUUCCUUUUGUAUUAUUUGAUGUGUGUAAAUAUUUCAGAAACCUCAGAAUUUUUAAAUCUCAAACAUGCACCCAGAUUUUCAACUCCGUCUGGAUGUAUAAUUCUAGCAUUCUUUGGAGAACAGGGUGGAAUCGCAAAAUGUUAAUUCAAUGCUUAAUUCAGAGUGGCUGCCGCCUGCCAUUAAGUGGUGCACCCACCAGAGAGAUAGGGAGUCACUGAUGUCAGAACUUGGAAAGUUCAGGCUCCUGGGAAGGUGACAGAUUUAGCCUAUGCUUCCAAGCUCUUCUUUUUUUUUCUUUUUUUCCUGUAAAAUUACAAACGUUUAGCAAAUAACUAGAACUUCCAUUUUUGGUAAGGUAGGGCAGAUUGAAGAGGGGAAAGAUCAGCUAUUUUAGAAAAUCAAAUAAUUAUCUCAAUGCCAUGGCAACAGCUUGACUGUCCUAACAGACAGUUUCCAGAAGGUUUUAUUCUGUAGUCUGAAAGAAAGUGUUUUAUUCCUACAAGCUUACUUUCUUGGGUUUGGUGUGUUGACCACUCUGGCACUGGGACACCUACCACCCUGCAGCUUCUGCCCCUCCUUACAGGCAAUCUCAUUUGCCAACCACACCAGACGUGGUCCAAGGAUGCAGGAUAGGACGGGGAGCCAGCCAGGUGCAAACACUCUCCAGCCCACCCCUGGCUCACCUUCAUCUGGGGUUUCUAUGGCGUCUGCAUGCUUCUCAUACUUGAGCAAGAGUAGGGAGAGCUCCUGCCAUCUCUGGGUUUCUCACAGAAGGUUUUUAUUCCACUUCCAUUGCCUUUCCUCUGAGAAAGAACCAUUUUUAACUCUUCCUUAUCCCUACCAUCCCGUUUCAUGUGAAAGCUAACAUCAGCAAUAGUAUGCUUCCUUAUCUCCUCAUUUGCUUUAGGAAAACUAGCAAGUAGCUUUUCUUGGAAAUCUUUCAGAUGCAGAGCUUAAAUUAAUGUUAAUUAUAAAAGAGUAGCAAAUUGAAAGGAAAUUCUAAUUAAUGUUAUUUAUAUUGGGGGAUCAUUUUUACAAAGAAAUGUUGAAAUAUCUUUCACAAAUAUUGGGGUGUCUUUCCUUCUUAUAUUUAGCACAAAUCACAUACAGGUCCUGUGGUGUCCACAGGUGCAAAAUAACAACUCUAUCAGCUUUAAUCUGAGUUCUCUGCUCUAUUUUAAUUCAUUACAUUUAAUAAAUUAAUUAGGUGUUAAAAGACUUCUAAGGUUUCUCUCUCAGCCUAUUCACAUUUCUCUGUACAUUAAUUGUUAAUUUAUCAAAAGAAGUGCGUGUGUGAAGUGCGUGUGUAAAUUGCAGGUUUACUAAACCUGCAGCUGGCUUCUGAUAACGUUUAUAAAUCCACAUUUUGGAACCAUGGAAUAAAUGCCUGCAUGCCAAGCGAUCAAAAUAAAUUAUGCUGGGCCUAGAAAGAAAAAAAAAAGUAUGAUCUGGGAGGUGAAGGUGAAGAUUUUGCUUACAAUUAAAAAAAAAAAAAAGCAUGACCUCAAAAACAGGCCUUCGAAGCCUGUAGCAGGGCUGGCGGUGUAGCAAGGAGACCAGCCAGGACACUCGAGGUCUUGAGUCCUAGGUCUGCUCUGAACCACCCUAUCAGUCAAAUGGCUUGAUCUGUAUGAGCCUUCACUUUUUCAUCUAGAAAAUGAAAAUAACAUCUUGCAGGGUAACUAUAAGGGUAUACGCAAGUGCAUUUUAAACAUUUAAAAGUAUAAAGCUCUUAUUUUUAAUAAGACUCUACCACUUCCAACGAGUUCAAUUUACAGAAUCUUUGAUUUGAAGCAAGUAUUUGGAAAAUUAUUGCCUAAAAACUGUUUUUACAAACUAUGGAAGCUCGCAAAUGUCUCCAAUAAUGGCUUUUCUUCAUUUCAUCUGCCUGAUUGGAAAACUUAGUACGGCCCGUUUCCAAUUCCCAGGCACUCUGGUCCCAAAGGCUGUUUUCAAGUCAGUGAUCUGGAACGUGGACACCCUGUCUCCCAGAAACACAGUUGCACGUGAUCUGCUCAACUCAGACCAUGAAAGUCUUCUUAACUCAUCAUGUCUCCGCUGACACAACUUUGACCCUGAACCACUACAGCUCACUUAUUCCCGUAGAACAAAGCUCUGAUGUUCUAAAUUGGUUCACAAGGAACUCCUCUACUCCUUACAGCUACAGUCAUGGAAGGCAGCAUUCACAUCCCCAAGACCGUGACGGCUCUGAACUUCUGCUGGCCUCACCCCAGCCUAUGAAAGAGCAAUUAGGAGUGAGCUGUGGGAUGGAGGCCAGGGUAUGUGGUGGGGCUGUGGUCGGGGGCAUCUGACUCUCUCCUGCUCCUUUUCCUUGGCCAGUGUUUGGACUUGCACAAAGCCUGGAAGAAGCGGAGAGGAUAUAGCACGAGAGUGUAGGUCCUGUGGAAGCCUCUUCCCCAGACUUCUUCCCCCUCCAGGGCUCUCUGCCUGCUGCAGGUGGUGCUCCUUAGGUGGGAAGUAGAAGGAGGGUGAUCAGAGACCUGACAUGUGCGAUCUGGGCAGGAGGGGACGAAACAGGGCAGGGGAGGGGUCCAGGGAGAAGCUGCUGAGUCAUUUCUCAGACUCCACGGAGGUGCAGGCUAUUGCUUUAUUUCUUUAAAGAAGAGAGUAAAAUCUUUCAAGUUCUGAUGAAUCAUCCAGGAAAAUUCAGUGUUGCCUAUUAAAUACAGUAGAUGCUUAAUAAAAGUUAACUCAGUCUGGGUUUAAUCUAUUCUUUCA